This is a messenger RNA of Penicillium crustosum, 882 nucleotides long. RefSeq lists its product as uncharacterized. Gene Ontology annotation, cellular component: COPI vesicle coat; cytoplasm. The record is from RefSeq and is a predicted model, not a curated record. The coding region runs from base 1 to 882 and encodes 293 amino acids. The transcript has 3 exons. Lineage: Eukaryota; Fungi; Ascomycota; Eurotiomycetes; Eurotiales; Aspergillaceae. Gene Ontology annotation, biological process: endoplasmic reticulum to Golgi vesicle-mediated transport; intracellular protein transport; intra-Golgi vesicle-mediated transport.
AUGGCGUCGUUCCUUGAAAACACCUACAGUUUGCUCCAUGUGGACAAUACUGCCGAUCAGCCCACUGUGCAAGAGCUGAAACUGCAGCUGGAGAAAGGCAACGAUGAGAGCAAGUUGGAAACAAUGCGGACAAUUGUCACCAUCAUGCUGAAUGGAGAUCCUAUGCCGCAAAUCCUCAUGCACAUCAUUCGCUUUGUGAUGCCGUCGAAAAGCAAGUCAUUGAAGAAGUUGCUCUAUUUCUUCUAUGAAAUCUGCCCCAAACACGAUUCUACUGGCAAGCUCAAGCAAGAGAUGAUCCUGGUCUGUAACGGCAUUCGCAACGAUCUUCAACAUCCCAACGAAUACAUUCGAGGCAAUACUCUCCGAUUCCUCUCCAAACUCCGCGAACCAGAGCUCAUUGAGCCCCUCCUCUCCUCCGCACGUUUGUGUCUGCAACAUCGUCAUGCCUAUGUCCGCAAGAAUGCCGUAUGGGCUGUAUCCUCUAUUUUCCAGCACUCCGAGUCCCUCAUUCCCGACGCGCCGGAGCUGCUCCAGGUGUUCCUCGAAUCGGAGACCGACAGCACCUGCAAGCGCAAUGCCUUUGCCGCACUUAUGUCCAUUAGCCACCAGAAGGCGCUUGAGUAUCUGCGUACCACGUUUGACACAAUUCCCAACACAGACGAGCUGCUCCAGCUAGCCGAGUUGGAGUUCCUCCGGAAGGAUGCAGUACAGAACACUCAGAAUAAGUCGCGAUACCUGAAACUAAUGCUGGAGCUCCUCGACGCCUCCACCAGCACCGUUGUUUACGAAGCCGCAACGUCUCUUACCGCCCUCACAAGCAACCCUGUCGCCGUCAAAGCCGCCGCGAGCAAGCUGAUCGAGCUCGCUAUCCGGGAGGGCUGA